AUGUAUCAUAUGUUGGUAUUAUAUUUGGGAGCAGUCACACUGCUGGGUUCCAUUCAGGGUUCUCCAAUUCCUGCUACUGACUCUGUUAAUCUUCUACAAGCUAUUCAAAGUGAUAUUAAGAGUCUGAACAACCUUCAGAAAGUAAGUAUACAAAUAAUAAGCAAUUAAGAUGUUGUGAUUACAUGUGGUUAUGUUACUGGACAGAGAUUAAAAUUACUCUAUUAACUGUAUGUUUCUUUUAUUGUCUAGGUAACAGAAGGCUACGAAUUUUUCACACCAACCAGAAUCAAUGUAAGAUCUAUUUAUAAAUUCUCACACGUUUUGCGUAUAUUAAUAUUUGGGACAGGAGUGUAACAACCAGUUUAAAAAAUAUAUUAUAAAAACCACUGGGGAAGCUUAUUAGCGAACUGAAUAGUUAAUUUCCUUAGUAGAAUCAAACUUGUUACUCAUGUCUAUGUAUUGCGCAAUUUACCUUUUUUUUUUUUACACAACUGCUUGUAUUAUGUAUAUACACACAUUCUCUUUACUUAUAAGCAGUUGUGCAGUCAUUCUUCCUUUCACUUUGGUUGGAUAAUUAAAUUCUACUGUUUUAAGUAGUUGUACCCCACUCUUUUACAUUUUACGAUUAAGAUGCUUUGACUGUCAGAAAAUGUGUUUGAACUAUUUUAAUGAUAUAUUUCCCAUGGAUUAAAUGGUUAAAUAACAUUAAUAGAUUGAUGUACAAGAACAUGAUGUUAUGGAUCUAUUUGCUAGAGAAUGGAGUGGGGAAUAUAGACAUAGACAUUGUAAAAUAAAAGUGACACUACAGGCAUCCAGACCACUUCAUUUCAAUGACGUGGUCUGGGUGUCACUUCCCUAUCUUUUAACCCUGCAACCAAGAACAUUUUGUUUUACAGGAACGGCAAUGUUUACAUUGCAGGGCUAACGUGUCUGGUGGCUGCCACAAUGACAGCUGCUAGAGGCAUUUCAGCCUCAACAGCAGAGUGAAAUUUAGCUAUUCAACAGAUAGUUUUAGAGACUUGCAGACCUGAUUGGUGCAGCAGUGCGUUUUACUACAUAUGUGUACCAGCCUCCUAAUGCUUUCCUGAGGAAAACCAUUAGAUUGGCUGAUCUCAUCAAGGCUGAUGUCCUUAAUCAAGAAGGCAAGGCAGUAAUAGAGAGAGCCAUGGUGAGGGAGAAAAGGUAAAUAAACUAUGUUUUUGCUUCACAUACGGAGGAGGUACGCUCACCAAUGAGCAGGUCACUAUACAUAUUUGUAUCCCUUACACUAUAAUGUUCUAUAGCGUUCCUUCCAGAUCAGAGCUGGAAAAUGGCAUUCGUUCAAACUGUGUUUUCUUUUCUAAUUUGAAAAUGUUGCCUUCAUUAUGCCAGUCAGCUGUCCAAUGACUGGUAUUAAAAUUGUGAUUCUACAUAUAUAACAUUACAUAUAAAAUUGAACAGAUAUAAGAUGGGAGUAAACCCACCUAUAAGAGGGCGCUUAACUAUACAGGCAAAGGAUUGAAAGCAAUAAAAAGAUAAACAAUUUUAUUCUGCACUUCGAGCAGUAAAAAGUGAAAUAUAACAAAGACCACUACACAGCAGUACAAUUAUAAGACUCUAAAAAAACCUUUUCGUCUAAACAACGCUAUGCUAACAAGCAGGAUAGAUGGAUAACAAAGACUUAGGUCGCGAAUCCUCAGUCUAAAUAACUACUUGCAGCUUAUAGACAAUAUGAAUAGACAAAAAUAGGAAAGGUGCUUAAAUACGGUCUCUGGACUGCUGGAUCUUCUGGUCAAAUGGUUCAGGCUCAACGCGUUUCGUCCCGCGCUUUUCGGGACUUCCUCAGGAGCUGUGGAUGCUGUGAUUCUCUUGCUGCCGUUCUUUCUUCUUAUAUGCGUUCCACUUUUCGAUCUUCGCGCUCAAAAAUCUGCCUUCGCGCAUGCGCACACCAAUAUCGAUCUCCUUCCAGCUACGGAUCCUCGUAUGGACCAAUAGCUCUCGGGACAUUUGGCGCGCAUGCGUAGCAGAAUGAGGCUACGUGAUAUUGUACUGGCAUUCGAGUUAAGUUACAAUGUAGCACUGUGGCAGCUACAAGUAACAAAAAACCUCGUUACAUUAUGCCCAUUAUUAUAAAGAAAACGGCCUUAGCAUUCACCACUGAAUAAUAAGUAUAUAAAAAAGGGGGAAAACCCGGGGAUACAUUGGUUUCCAAUAUUAGAUACAUAUUGUUGUACCUAAACAAAAUAAAAAAAAUAAAUAAAAUAAAAAAUUUAUAAAAAGACUGAAAAACUUAAAAAUAUAUAUAUAUUAAAAGGUAUAUUAAGAAAAAUUAUAUAUAUUAAAAAUUGUGUGUAUAUAUAUAACAGGAACCAAAGAUGUUGCAUGUGUAAUUAUUAGUGGUGAUCUUUACAAUAUAAAUAGAUAAUUUAAUACACCCUUAAUUUGCAAUAUUUGACCAUAUCCUUACAUAUAACAAUGCCAAUAUUUCAAUGUUCCAUGUAAAAUACUUAUAUCUUCAUCUGCAAAAAAAACAUAUUUUCAGUAUUAGAUAUUCUCAGAAAGAACAGAUGUAUAUAGAUCUAAAACCCAAUCGUUUACAUUCUCAAUUUAAUCCAAUUUCAAUAUUACAUAUAAAAUUGGCAUACAUGCAGGCAAUAUUAAAUCUGAAGAAUCAAAUAACAAUUUGCUGAAAAAUGCUGAGCGUUGUACGUAAUUAUAAGAAAAUGGCUUGUUUCCCUAAAAAAGCUUAUGAUUAGACAUCUCUGAAUAUGUGUAAACAAGAUGACUAUUAUUCAUUGAAUGCUUGUUGAAUUGUAUUUGAGCACAUCAGCGAAAGAAGUACAUACAAUAUAUUUAAAGAUCAUUCGGCUUGUAUGUUUUUUUUCCAUGUUUUCCUUUAUUUGAAUGCGAUAGAUGGUAGACUUAAGGCAAGCAUUCCUGAGAUUCAUUAGGUGUUGCACAAAACUCUGUGGGGCUGAAAUGGUUAAUGAACAAAAUUAGACAAAAGUUGUUUUUUUCCCGAUAAGGCAGCGACAAGAUCUUUAUCUUGCUAGAAAGGAAGCUGCAAACACAGUGAAAUAUCUGUCACUGGCUUGGAAGACUUUAUUAUCAUAAACUAAUACAUGCUCUCAUUCUGUGAAAUGGAGAGACUAGAAUAUGGGCUGCCAUUCAGGACUCAAAGUCAAAAGUGCAGCAAUUAGGGAGUGAAAAUGUAACCCUGGCACGUAGAAAUUCAUCUCUGAUGAGUGUGCCAUGGAAACUCUAGGCUUGCAAUGGGGAGUAUCCUUUAGGCCUGGCUAGUGGCACGUGGCUUGAAAGUUUGGGCCUAGUCUAAAUUAUUGCAUUUGAAUAAAAUAACCCUUGUAAUUCUGAUACGUACAUCUGUUUCCUUCAGGCUACAAGCUUAUCUGAGGCUCUGGCAUGCUUUGCCUUGGAAAUGUGCAGCAUAGAGGAAGUAUUAGAAAAUGAAAAUGAAGUCAACACUGAAGCGAUAAAUAUUUCACACCUGAUUUUGGAAAAUGCAUCUGGAUAUCUGGUAAGAAAAAUGCACCUAUAUUGCUGACCACAGCUCCUACCGCAUGGCUCUUUCCUCUGCAAAAGUAAACUACUUCAACACCCUCAUAAGCACACUGUCCCAUCAACCCAAACACCUGUUUCACACUUUGGAUGGUCUUCUUCGCCCUGUGACUCCCCCUCCUAAAAAUGGGAAUAUUUUAGCAUAAAAUAAAAAUAGUGUGCUAUACUAUAAAGAAGCCUAGAUCCCAAAUUUAAAAAAAAGAAAAAUAAAAUAGCUCCCCCCCUUGUCAGAAUAGAGACUCUAGGGAGGGAAGUUCUAAUCCCAUGUACAGUCAAGCAUGAGUAGUGGGGAAAAAGGAACACCAAAGAUAACGUUCUCAAUGUUGACCAUGAAACAUUUUAAUGAGUACAUGCAGAAGAAUAAAAUACACAAGGGAGCCACACAAAAUAAAUAUAUAAAGUUCUCCAGAAGAACUCUAUAUAAUAUUUCGUGUGACUCACCUUGUGCAUGUAAUCUUUAUAAAAGUACUCAUUAAAAAGUUUCAUGGUCUACAUGCAGAAUGCUGUAUAAGGCAUGAUUCUUUGUGUAAUUAAAGAUAGUGUGGUCAGAUUUAUUUUCUCUCUAAAAUUAGAACAAAAGUAAGUCCCUUUAGGUUCUGAGCUUAAUAAAUGUCUAAAAAAUCCUGGUAAAUAUGGUUCCAAAUAUGUGAAUACUAUACCAAGCUGUGACUAUAGAACAGUUGGGGAAUUUGUGUUGUUUUUCCUGCAAUUAAGAGUUUAGUGUAUAAACAAUGUAGAAAAUGAAAAAAUCACUUUUUGUAUUCCUAAAUGGGAAAGCUGCAUGGUAUAAGCAUAGACUUGUGUAUUCAUAGUAAUAGACAAGAUGUAUUAUAAUUAUUUCUAUUCCGAAAGGUCUGAAUCUUUCGACAAUAUGGUCUACCCUGAUUUUGGGAACCUAUACCGCUGUCCUAGGCUGGUUUACUUGUACCAGGGAAUUUUCUCCAGCCAGCACAGAGCAAGUGCAUCAUUAAAUAUGAUUACGCUCUGCUGAGGAUCAUGUUCAGUGAGCUUCAGCAGCACCCUCUGCAUUGUCUGGCCUGAUUAUGGCCAGUCAGGAGGCAGUCAAUCGGCCUCGUGAGCAUUCAUGCCAGGCUGACAUGCCCCAUCUUUGAGUCGCACUGCUACUUAUUCAGGUGGGAUAACGCAUUUAGUACAUUACUAGUAAAAACAAGCGGCAUCACUAUAUUUGCAAAUAUAUUCUCCAUUUAUUUAUUUUAAAAAAUUGACCAUUUAUUUAUUUAAAAAAUUGACCAUUUAUUUAUUUAAAAAAUGGAGGUAAAAAUAAUUUGCGUUUUUGGUUCAGUCAUGAAAAGCUGUAAAAGAUUGUGUCAGAGGAGGAAAGGAUAUGUAUAGCGCAUGCCUUUCCAGAGGGUGCACACGGAAUUAGUGCUUGGUUGAAAAGGAGGAACAUAAUUCUUGAUAUAGCUGUUAAUGGCAGGAUGGGUUACAGCUGCCCUGAUUGUCACACAUUGACAGUGUACCAUAACCAAUAGAAUGUACAAAGAGUGUGCUUGGUGCCUGGAAAUCCCCUUAGAAAUUUAAGGGACACUAUAGUCACCAGAACAACUACAGCUUAUUGAAUUUGUUCUGGUGAGUAGAAUCAUUCCCUUUAGGCGUUUUGCUGUAAACAGUGUCUUUUCAGAGAAAAUGCAGUGUUUACUUUACGGCCAAGUCAUACCUCCACUGGCCACUUCUCAGAUGGCUGCUAGAGGUGCUCCACAGUGAGCAGCAUUGCCAUUCAGUGUCUUGACCCUUUGCAUGCAGACACUGAACGUUCCUCAUAGAGAUGCAUUAAUUCAAUGUUUCUCUAUGAUAGGGGUUCUCAACCCAGUCCUCAAGGACCCCCUACCAGUCCAGGAUCUAGGGAUUACCUGGGUGUGUCUAAGGUGUUUAGAAAAAAAAAACACAGGCUCUAAUGUGUUUUGUUUUCUUUUUCUAAUCACCUUAAACACAUACAGGUAAUCCCUAAAUCCUGGACUGGUAGGGGGUCCUCGAGGACUGGGUUUAGAACCCCUGCUCUAUGAGGAGAUGCUGAAUGGCCAAGGCUGUGUUUGACUUGUGCUUGCUCUGCCUCCUUGACAGUCUCAGCCAAUCCUAUGGGGAAGCAUUGCGAUUGGCUCAGACCACAACUUCUGAUUAUGUCAGCAGACAGUUUCAGAGGCCACCCACGGACACCUGAAACCUGAAGUUCGCGGUGACGUACACCCACCCACAGCACCAAAUGCGGUUAUGUUAGGGAUAGAGUUAGCCCCAACUCUGAUUUUCCUUUUAUUUUUAUUGAGAACUUUAUUUUUAUUUUUUAACGUUACUUAAUCACAUCACAGUGCUUGUUACCGCAAGGCAUAUACUCCUCUUUCGGGACUCUCAUUCCCUCCCAUUUACUGCGAUUCAACACGAUGAUCCUUCAUAGUCCACAUCACAAUGUGCAGAUGUUCCUAGAUUACAUUUAGCCAGUCAGAAAUAAUGUGACAUCAUGCAAGUUUUUUUUAAGUCUAUUUGUGGCACACUUCUCCUUGUACUUUUGCUUGCAUUUAAAAAUGUAGCGUACCGUGCUGGUACUUGUUUGUAUGACCCAGAUAUGCUACAACAAAAAUAUAAAAUAAAAUUAAAAAAAAAUAAUAAUAGAAAAAAAUAUUAAAACUUAGUGACUGGGCAGCCAUUGCCUAUCAGAGUGCUACCAUGGUUUGGCUUACAACCCAGCUAAUCAGACUGCUCGAAUGAGAACUCAAAGUAUUGCAGUCUUUAUAAAGACCUUUUCUUACCUUAAAGCUCAUUCUGUGAGGAUCCUUCUUGGUCUCUCCGCUCUGCCCGUGACCUUCUCCAGUGCGUUGCGCGCACCCAUAUGGCAAAUUCACACUUGCAGGACUUCUCGCGGGCGGCUCCCUUCUUAUGGAAUAGCCUGCCUACCACCAUCAGACUCUCCCCUAGUCUUCAAUCGUUUAAGAAGUGCCUUAAAACCCAUCUCUUUAGGAAAGCUUAUGGCCUCCCAGAGUAACAUCUACCUCACAUACCUGUCCCUUGCUCUCUCCUAAAGGGCAGCACUCUACUCUCUCCUCCAGCUCUGCUUCACUCCCACCUUAUUUGAUUGCUAUUUCCUGUCCGAAUGUGUUUUAUACCCUACCUCUUAUUGCUCAUUUGGGCAGGGUCCUCUUCAACCUAUCGUUUCUGUAAGUUUUCUUGUAAUUGUCCUAUUUAUAGUUAAAUCCCCCCUCUUAUAAUAUUGUAAAGCGCUAUGGAAUCUGUUGGUGCUAUAUAAAUGGCAAUAAUAAUAUUACCUCAUCUAUCAAUCCCACAAAAUUGUUGAGCAUCUUUAUUAUGGGAUAGGAAAUGUUUAGAUACUGACUAACUUCCUGCAAUGCCCAGCUGUCCUUAACAUCUAGUGGUCAUAUCCAUACGCCACAAAAACAUUCCACUAAGUAAAUUGCAUUUUUGUAUUGCAUGUAAUGGUUUGUAUUCAUAUAUGUUUUGUUUGUUUUAUUGGAAUUAAACCUGGUAAUUUGAUAGCAUUUAGCAUGAUAAAAUGAAUAACUGUAAAUCAAAUAAAACACAACUAAAUUGAUCGUAGAAAAGGAGAACACAGACCAUAACGUGUUAUCUGAUAUGGGCAGUGGUUUAACAACUUAAAGGUGUACACAACCUCUUUAAGCAAUCCAAAAUUACACAGAAAUAAAAACUGUUUUUAAGUCACAAGAUGGCUGACAGCAGGUUACCAGCAGAUUCAGUGCCGCCAUUGGAAAGAAACUGAUGGUGUUACUAAUUCAAAAUGAAUUCAAAGUAAAUUUAUAAAAUUUAAGACAAAAAUGGCUGAAUAGGAAAGAUUAAUUCUCCAAGUCAGCUAUGCUUUAAGUUCAGCUAUUGUGGUCUAAAAUAUUUUACCUUAAAAAUCCCAACAAUUCUCAGUUCAGUUUCCAUGCAAGAAGGUAAAAAUAAGCACACAUUUUUCAGUCACUGACUCAAUCAAGUUUACACCCAUUUUUUUUUCCUUUUAUAUUCUGUAGCCGAUCUCCUGGCAAACACGCCAAAGUGAUACUAUACCUGUGAUUCAAUUAUUCUAUAGAUAUUCUAUACAUAUUUUAUAACAAGAUGCAGGAGGAAACCUCUCUCAUAGUUACGAAGGAUUUAAUACAGGUUUUUUUUUUUUUUUUAAGUUUUAAAGUUCAAAUUUAUACAGUUUAUUUUUUCAGAAACGUUAUAUUGAAUCCUACAAUUUUCUAACCACAACUUUAUUUUUUUUCUUGUAGAACAUAACAGAAAGCUCGUGUGAAAAUGUUUCAUCAUCACUACUUGUAAGUAUUGGUUAG
Pelobates cultripes (western spadefoot toad) is the source of this 7856-nucleotide messenger RNA. Lineage: Eukaryota; Metazoa; Chordata; Amphibia; Anura; Pelobatidae. The record is from the annotation of a GenBank genome assembly.